AUGCCUUCAAUAGUUCAUGCAAAUUUGUCCUGCAUUAACCUGGUUAUGCACCUUAGUAAACUCGACAAAAGCAAAAGGAAAUGGGGCUCUGCUUUUCUGACCAUAUAUUGUUCAAGGGCCUUCAAAAAUGUCCGGAGCCAUGGCAGCUUCCCUUCUGUAAGGGAUAAUGCAGAUGAAAACCACAGUGGGCUGUUGGACAAUCUUCUGCCAUCUCCACCUGAUACAGUUAUUUAUAUCAUACCACAAUGCCUAUCUGAGCUUGCCCGCCGCAAAAACAUCGAGCAGCUUCAUCAGCUUGGAGGCGUUCCAGGAGUUGCCUUAUAUCUCAAAUCUGAUGUUGGAAGCGGUAUCCAAGGUGAUGAUGAGGAAAUUGCACGUAGGCGCCAUAACUUUGGUUCAAACACUAUCCAGAAGCCAACUCCAAAAACUUUACCCAUUGUGCUUGAGACCUUCAGAGAUCCCAUCAUUAUUAUCCUACUUGUCUGUGCAACACUUUCAGUCUGUUUUGGUAUAACACGUCACGGGCUGAGAGGAGGGUCUGAUGGGGGAAGCAUAUUUGUCGCUGUCAUUCUUGUGAUCAUGGUGACUGCCUCGAGUAAACUCUGGCCAAGAAGACAAUUCUUUAAGCUAUGGAAAGCUCGUGACAACUUCUCCGUCUUUGUGAUCAGAAAUGGGCAACAGAUGCGCAUCUCAGUGUUUGAAGCCGUUGUUGGAGAUAUUAUUUGUUUGAAGACUGGAGACCAAGUUCCUGCUGAUGGCUUAUUCAUAGAUGGGAACCCUUUACAGGUGGACGAGUCAUGCAUCGCAGCAGGGAGGGAAUCAGUGGAAAUCAAUGAAAGCUGUAAUCCAUUCUUUCUCUCUGGCUCGAAGGUGAUCAACGGUUCUGCUCGAAUGCUUGUGACUGCAGUCGGCAUCAACACUGAAUGGGGGAAGAUGCUGAGCUCAAAAAGAUAUGAUAUUGAGGAAAGAACUCCAUUACAAAGGAAGCUACGUCAGCUGACCAUACAAAUAUCUAUAGUCGGUUUAAUGGUUGCUUCCUUGGUGCUGGUAGUACUGCUUGUUCGUUACUUUGUCGGGAAUAUGCGGAAUGAGGAUGGAAAAUCAGACUUCACCACUGCAGGGAAGACAAAUAUCCAUAAAGUCUGCAAUGAUGUGAUAGGGAUCCUAGCCACCCCAGUUGCUAUUGCUGCAACUGCCAUCCCUGAAGGUCUGCUCCUAGCUGUCAUGAUAACCAUUGCUUACUCAACCAAAAGGAUGGCAUCUCAAAAGGCACUAGUAAGAAAUCUUUCAGCCUGUGAAGCAGUUGGUUCUGCAGAUGUAAUCUGCACAGAUGAAAGAGGAAGUCUUACCUUGAAUCAUCUGAUAGUAAGCGAAAUUUGUUUCGGCAACAAGCUUCUCAAUGCAGGAACUUCCUCAAUCAUCCCAAGAAAUGUUCGUGGACUGCUCUGUGAAGGUAUGCUUUUGAGAAGCACUGAAGCCUCAUCAGGAUCUCCCAUUGAACUUAUUGAGAGUCAAGUUCACAGCGCAAUUCAGGCAUGGAGUGUUCAAGAUGUAGACGUCACUGUUGAACAAGUUCGAGCAAAUUGUGCCGUUCACAGUCCAGAAAUCUUCAAUUAUGAGAACACUCAAAGUAGCAUAUGGAUCAAGAGGAAUACCAGUGAUACUAUUCAUGUGCACCACAAAGGCCAACCAGAAAUCAUAUUGGCCAGGUGUUCACAUUAUUAUGAUGAAGCCGGGAGCAUCAAACAUAUGUCUAUUGAUGAAAAAAAAAACUUGAAGCAAAGAUUUCAGGAGAUGAAGUCUAAGGGUCUCAGGUGCGUAGCAUUUGCACAUAAAGAAGUGUCAGAAGAACACUCAGCUUUCAUAGGUUGCCUAGGCUUGAAAUACCCAUGUCGGCCAGAGGUACAAAAGGCUGUGAUGGACUGCCAGAAAGCAGGAGUGAGCAUCAAACUAGUCACAAGAAAUGAUCUUCCCACCGCUCGAGCCAUAGCCAUUGAAUGUGGUAUUAUUAAUCCAACUCAAGAUGAGACAACAGGAGAAUUAGUGGACCGUCAAAGCUUGCAAAGUAAUGCAGAAACAGAGAUAAAAGAGAAAUGUGGCACAAUCCGUGUGAUGGCACGAGCUUCUACUUUGGAUAAACUUCAUAUGGUCCAAGGCUUGAAACAGAGAGGCCAUGUCGUUGCAGUUACUGGACAUAGCAUAGGGGAAGCAACAGUGCUAAGGGAAGCUAGUGCAGGUCUCUCUCUGGAUAUUCAAGGGACUAGCCAAGCAAAGGAGAACUCAGACAUUAUCAUUUUGGAUGAUAAUUUUGUUUCUGUAGCCAGAGUAUUGAGGUGGGGUAGAGGCAUGUAUCACAAAAUCCAGAUGUACGCACAGUUCCAACUUUCUGUUAGCAUUGCUUGUCUUGUGAUAGACUUCGUAACAGCAGUUUCUGCUAAAGAACCUCCCACUAUCAAUAUUGUUGCGGCCAUUUCAUCAGGUAAAGUCCCAUAUGCAGCAUUUCAAGUACUAUGGGUGAAGUUGAUAGUUGGUGCAUUGGCUGCACUGGCUAUCACCAUUGAGGAACCACCAGAAGAGCUCAGACAAUUGCCACCAGUCAACCAGAAGCGGCCAUUUAUAACCAGCAUCAUGUGGAAGAAUAUAGUGGGACAAGCUGUCUAUCCUAUCAUUGUUCUGCUGACCAUACAGUUCAAAGGUCAAUCAACCUUCAACCUGGAUGCCAAAAUAAAGGAUACCAUGAUCUUCAACAUCCUUGUUCUCUGGCAGCUCUUUGUCAUAUUCAACACGAAAAGAGUUGAAGGAAACUUCUUCAAAGGGAUACGUAAAAGGAAAAUGUUUUGGGGUGUAAUCCUAGCGAUAAUUCUUCUUCAGGUAUUGAUUGUGGAACUGUUAAAGGAGUUAGCAGAUACAAAGCAACUGUCUUGGAAGCAAUGGAUUAUAUGCAUUGGAAUUGCUGUCCUAGCUUGGCCAAUUGGGUGGCUAGUCGAGAGGAUAAAAUAUCCAUUUUCUUCAAAUUUAUAA
Coffea arabica (coffee) is the source of this 3021-nucleotide messenger RNA. RefSeq names its product putative calcium-transporting ATPase 13, plasma membrane-type. NCBI's taxonomy places the organism in Eukaryota, Viridiplantae, Streptophyta, Magnoliopsida, Gentianales, Rubiaceae. Gene Ontology annotation, cellular component: plasma membrane; intracellular membrane-bounded organelle. Gene Ontology annotation, molecular function: ATP binding; P-type calcium transporter activity. The record is from RefSeq and is a predicted model, not a curated record. Gene Ontology annotation, biological process: calcium ion transmembrane transport.